Messenger RNA from Mytilus trossulus (common blue mussel), 1007 nucleotides. RefSeq lists its product as uncharacterized. Bases 296 to 892 code for a protein of 198 amino acids. The record is from RefSeq and is a predicted model, not a curated record. NCBI's taxonomy places the organism in Eukaryota, Metazoa, Mollusca, Bivalvia, Mytilida, Mytilidae. The transcript is spliced from 5 exons.
UCACUGGUUAACCGUGAUAAUGUUAUUCAAGUGAUUAUAACCUGUUACAGGAAAGAAAAAAAUUUCUUUGGACUAUAAAAGUUGAUAAGUCUAAGAAUUUUAACAAAAAAAUAAAAAGUGCGAAAAAACGAAAUUAAAAUGCCUUGUAAUGCUAUAAUACACGGAUUUCCAAUUUGUAAUACACUGGUCAUCAGGUUAUAACCAGUUUAUUCCCUAAGGGUACAAUUUGACAUCAUUUCCAAAACACACAAUCGAUGAAGGUGUUGAAGCGAAUACUCUGCGGUAAAUUGAUACUAUGCCAUGGACAUUUUGGAUAUGUCUGAAAGUACUUAUUACAUUUUGCCUGGCGUAUGAUAACAUCAUGAACGCAGAUGAACAACAACCCCUGUAUAGACAGGCUUUUGAUUCAAAUAACUUUGGACAAUCUAUUCAAAACGCCGUUUCUUUUCAAAUCAUAAAUAAUAUAAAAAAAGAUCAAAUUAGAAGGAAUAUUUUGUUAGCUUCAGAUAAUGAAAUGUUUCCUUUACCAAAAGAUCGUUCCGCACAAUUCAUUAAUCAUUUACAAAAGAACAACUUACCAGUAGAGAGCAUUGAGACAAAUAAUCCGAACUUUGGUCCUGCCAUCGAGUACAUGAACCAGAGAAAUGCACCAAUGCGUGACGAAGAAGACGAAGAUGACUUGGCAACAUGGAAAGAUUUCUUUGAGAAUGCAGUAUCCUGGACGGCAUGUGAAACAUACGUUCACGGAUUAUGGUUUAUACCUUUGAUAUUGCGAGAUACGGUAUUCAGGAAUUGGGCUGUUGAACAAGGAUGUCAGGAAGCAUUUUUUAGAUUUGUAGUUCCCCCAAUAACCAGCGUGUUUGGUAUUGAUUAUACAGAAUUGAAAUUCUAGAUAAUGGAUACAAGUAUAUGAUAUAUGCCAGACAAUUGUUACAGCUGAAGCAUAUUUCAUCAGUAGAAAAUGUAUAUAUACUUGUCAAGAAAUUAAUAAAACAAUAACUGAAAGA